AUGGUAGAAGAGGUCAGAGAACAAUGGGUAAUGAAAUUUGAUGGGUCUUGUACCACCCAAUUAGGGGGAGUGAGAGUAGUUCUGUACCAUGAAGAAGAUAAGGCAGUAGCACUAUCAUUCAAACUGGAAUUCCCCUAUUCAAACAACAUGGCAGAAUAUAAAGCCUAUCUAACUAGGUUGGCCAUGGCUCUUGAAAUAGGAGUCAAGCACUUAAAGGUGAUGGGUGAUUCGAACCUGGUGGACUGCCAGGCCAAAGGGAUCUUCUCCCUAAAAGAACCCAGCCUAGCCUCAUACAGUGCAAUGGCCCAAAAGAUGGAGGAGAAAUUUUCAACCUUCAAAAUAAAGCAUGCUCCAAGGAACGAAAACCGAUUCGUAGAUGUGUUGGCCGCACUAGGCUCGCAAAUAAUGUUUGAAGGGGAUAACACCAGGUUAGUGGUCAGCAAGAGGGAAGAAUCCAUUAUUGAAGUGUUAAAGGAAUGA
Messenger RNA from Quercus robur (English oak), 480 nucleotides. RefSeq lists its product as uncharacterized. NCBI's taxonomy places the organism in Eukaryota, Viridiplantae, Streptophyta, Magnoliopsida, Fagales, Fagaceae. The record is from RefSeq and is a predicted model, not a curated record. The transcript has a single exon. Bases 1 to 480 code for a protein of 159 amino acids. Gene Ontology annotation, molecular function: nucleic acid binding; RNA-DNA hybrid ribonuclease activity.